UCGGUCCAGCUAUUAUUUCCACAAAUAAAGAGAAAUCACCAUAUGAACAUCCUUGAAUCUUCCACGCAUGGUGUCUUCCAAGUGGUGAUCAACGAGAUUGAGCACCAAAAGGCUCUCAUGAUGGAGCUACGUGACAUUAUCCUACCAAUACCUGAUCCCUACAGUGGGCAGGCGAAGCUUGUUCAGCAACUCUUUGAAGAUAUACUCACUUCCUCAAGUAAGUGUAUCUCCUUUCUAGAACUUGGUGAUAAGAGCGGCAAACUGUCCAAUCUUAUCAAAUCUAAAAGAAAAGGUGGUAAGCAUAACACGGAGAAACACAUAUUGGAGGAGGAAUCCAAGGACACUGGAGAUAAGAGAAGGAAGAAUGCACAACACAUAGGUUCGGUUGUGACACAAGCACCACACUAUGAUGGAUAUCAAUGGAGGAAGUAUGGGCAGAAGUGGAUCUCCAAAGCAAAGCAUUCUAGGAGCUACUAUAGAUGUGCCAACAGUAAAGGGCAAGGGUGUCUCGCAACUAAGACAGUGCAACAGAAGGAAAACGAUGGAAGUGGAGUGGUGAGGUUGUUCAAUGUUGAGUAUUAUGGCCAGCACAUUUGCAAGAGGGAUGACAUAUUUCAUCCAGAUAUUGUUAAGACAACUCAUCACAGUGUGCCACUCGCCGAUCAUAACCAAAGCAGUAGUUCAAUAUCUAUUAAUGAUGUCCAUGGAAUUCAGGAUGGAAGCUUUGAAAAAUUAUUCAUGGUGCCUGACACGCCAGAAUAUUUGACAGAUAUUGAAAUGGCAAGGGUACUUGAGGUUACCUCUAUGGACUUGCCACAGAUCUCUGAAGAUUGGGAUCUGGUGAGCCAAUAAGAAGUGAGAAACGAAGUCCUUUGAAUAUAUGGCGUAACUCGCAAUGCAUGCAGUUAGUCAUAUGCUUGUUGUUGUUCUUGCCAUGCCGUUAUGAGUUCUGAUAAGAAAAGGACAUAACUAUGAUCGAGUAUGUCAAUAAUAGAGUCUAAAUUAAGUGCGAUAAGCAGAAAAGCAUGUGCAAGUAAUUUAUAGACAGGAAUUAUGUAUUAUAAAACUUGUAUAUGGUGCCCAACAUGCUAUAAUAUUGACGUACUGUUCAGAUUUUUAUUUGA
This is a messenger RNA of Phragmites australis (common reed), 1124 nucleotides long. RefSeq names its product probable WRKY transcription factor 46. The record is from RefSeq and is a predicted model, not a curated record. NCBI's taxonomy places the organism in Eukaryota, Viridiplantae, Streptophyta, Magnoliopsida, Poales, Poaceae. The coding region runs from base 43 to 852 and encodes 269 amino acids. Gene Ontology annotation, molecular function: DNA-binding transcription factor activity; sequence-specific DNA binding. The transcript has 3 exons. Gene Ontology annotation, biological process: regulation of DNA-templated transcription.